UCAAUCUUGCUCUCGUCCAAGCAACAUGGAGUUCUUCAGAUCGCUUCUUCGUGCCGUCGGACUGCUGGAACCGUCCAAGGUAGAUUUUAUUGUCGAGCUACCUCCGGAGGUUUCUCAGCUGAUACUGCGCAAGUUGGACCCUGAGUCUCUGUUGUGCGCCGCGCAAGUUUCACAAAAGUGGAUGACAGUUUGCAGGUCGGACAAGAUUCUCCGAGAUACCGCGAAGAAUUACAAGCGGAGUAUCAGGAGGAAAAUGAUGGGUAAGGUUUUCGGGCUGGACCUGGUUGCGGAAGAGGAGAUGGAAGUAGUACGAAGGAGGCAUGUACAAAGAAAUACACUGCCUCCGAAAGUACAGAAAACGGUGGUGUUUGCCAAGAAACGAGGACCUCGUGGUCUUCCCAAACACUCCAAGGUAAAUCGCUCCUCAAACGCGAAACCAGUUAAAUAUUUUGCAAUUGUCAAACAACCAAAAUCGGAUCCAAAACUGGAACCGGAUCCGGAACCGGAACCGGAACUGGACUUGGGAUUACGAUGGACAUCAGUCACUCAUGACUCAUCCUAUGAUAUAUAA
Molecule: messenger RNA, 571 nt
Organism: Frieseomelitta varia
Lineage: Eukaryota; Metazoa; Arthropoda; Insecta; Hymenoptera; Apidae
Product: probable E3 ubiquitin ligase complex SCF subunit sconB
Exons: 2
Coding region: 26-571 (181 amino acids)
Molecular function (GO): protein binding
Source: RefSeq, a predicted model, not a curated record